AUGUACAUCUGACUUACACUUCCUCUCCCUAACUCUCCCGAUCACCUGUGCAACCUAAAACUCCCAACCUCCAUAAUCUCCAUCUGGUUUCUUCAAAAAGACACACUCUCUCCCUUUGUGGUUUUUCUUCAAACAGAAAGACAUACCAGUUCUCAGGUCUAUGGCGUACAAAAUUCUAUUUAACGGCGGUAAUGGCAACCCUAGCCAGAUAGCGUACUUGCACAAUUACAAUGCAAACAGAGCCCAUGGCGCAGGCCUUCAGAUCGGAAAUACCUACAUUGGCCCAGGUGCCGGAGGACAAAACAGUAAUCAUGGCCCUGGUGCCGGUGGUAUCAACAGUGGCUAUGCUGCUGGAGCAAUCAACAGCAAUUAUAACCCAAAAAUGGCGCCUAGAAAGAGGUAUAGGGGCGGAAAUCGAGUGGGUGCACCGUCGCUUGGUGGAGGAGUUCGGAGGGUUAAUUGCCAACGAAAUAAAUACUUCUUUUGGAAAUUCCCUAAUAGUUGGGAUAAGAGACGUUUGCAUGAGAUUUUUACCGGAUAUGGCAAAAUUUCAAGCAUUUGCAUUCCGAGAACAAGGGACAAAUAUGGCAAUAGAUUCGGUUUUGUCAAGUUCUCGCAGGUGACCGAUAAGAAAGGUUUGGAGACACUGGACAAAACAGCCGCUUGCAAGAUUAGAGUAAAUCCAUACAGAAGGGUGAUUAAGGAUGCAGGUGAGGGGGUAAACAAAACUGAAUUCAGAACAGAAGAGAAAGAAAAAGCUUGGUUGAAUCGCUGUCUUGUGGGAUGUCUUCGAGAACAAAAAGAUACUGGCAUGGUGAGGAAAAAUCUCGAUAAACAGGGGUUAACCUCAGUUAUUCUUCUGGAAGGAAAUCUUGUUCUUUUAAGAUUCUCCAAUGAAUCUGAUCCAGCCACUCUUCUUGAUAAAGGCAGAGAUAUCUUAGAGCAACAUUUUCAUUGGGUGGAGCGCUGGUCCCCGAACAUUUUUAAGAAGAGGUGUGCCUAUAUAAGGGUCAUGGGAGUCCCUUUGGAUGCUUGGGGGGAAAGAUUCUUCACAAUGAUAGGUGAUCAGUGUGGAAGGUUUGUUUCCAUGGAUGAUUCAACCAUGAAAAAGUCACGACUUGAUUUUGGGAGAGUGUUGAUCAAUACUUAUUCAGCAGAAAUUAUCUCCAAGUGUUUGACUGUUAGGAUUGAUUCCAAGGAAUGCAAAAUCAGAGUGAUUGAAGAGGCUUUUCAGAAUUCAGAUUGCACGGUUGGAGAUGGCAGUUCAGAUGAAGUGGAACCCCAGUCUGAUGGGAAUGGAAGUCUUUGUAAGGGUGAUAACAUGGAAAUGCUGAAGAAGAAGAUUUUCACUGGAAACAUUGAGUGUAGUAAUGUUCAAAAUGGUCCACAAGAAUGUUCUUUGUGUUCAAAGCAACACAACUAUCUUCAGGAGGGAGAUGAAGUCGUUGGUUCUAGCGAUCAGGGAUUACAGGAGGAGAUCACUGGGAGUGAGCCUCCCAAAAAUCAUCCUGGUGAGUUAGGCUCACAAGAGUAAAGCACACCAUUUGACCUGGACAAGAGUGAUAAUGCACUUAAUGUACAUGUUGUCUUUGGUUUAAACUCUAUGAGCACGUCUAGGACCACUGAAAAUGCGGAUACAGAAGGGGAUCUCAUUGCAAGGCAUAGUAAAGUAGUUAAAAGGAA
This is a messenger RNA of Rubroshorea leprosula, 1683 nucleotides long. The record is from the annotation of a GenBank genome assembly. Lineage: Eukaryota; Viridiplantae; Streptophyta; Magnoliopsida; Malvales; Dipterocarpaceae.